AUGUCGUGGAGAGGAAAGAGAAAGGACGAGGAGGAUCACGCGUCGGACGGUGACUCUGAGGGCCACGCGCCCCCCAAGAAGACCUGCAAGAGAGACUCCACCGAUGACAACUCUGACGAAAUCAUUGCCUGCGAGAUCUCCAAGAAUAGGAGGGUAACUGUGAGGAACUGGAAUGGAAAGAUUAUGGUCGACAUUCGUGAGUUCUAUGUUAAGGAUGGCAAGCAAAUGCCUGGGAAAAAAGGAAUCUCACUAACGAAGGAUCAGUGGGAUGUGCUUCAUAAUCAUGUGGAAGAAAUUGACAAGGCUGUUAAUGGGACCUCUUAG
Molecule: messenger RNA, 324 nt
Organism: Prunus armeniaca (apricot)
Lineage: Eukaryota; Viridiplantae; Streptophyta; Magnoliopsida; Rosales; Rosaceae
Source: the annotation of a GenBank genome assembly